Messenger RNA from Prorocentrum cordatum, 995 nucleotides. NCBI's taxonomy places the organism in Eukaryota, Dinophyceae, Prorocentrales, Prorocentraceae. The record is from the annotation of a GenBank genome assembly.
GCAUUCUCCGCGUGCUGGUCGGCGGCCUGGCGGCCAGCCUCGGCGGGCGCGCGGGCGUGUCGGCCGCGGCGCCCAAGGAUCCCAAGAGCGGCUCCUCGUGCUUCGAGGAGGGUAGGGCGUACGCGGACGAGAACGUGACCGUGUCCGCUCCCAACGGAGCCCACGUGAGGAGCGCGGAGGCAUGCCAGGAGGAGUGCGCCGCCGUGCCCGCGUGCGGCUUCUUCACGUUCUACGCAGGCCACGGGCACAAGCAGGGCGCGUGCUGGCUGCUCGGCCGCGGCUCCGCGGCGCGGCCGGACGCCGCGGCCCUCUCCGGGCCCCGGGACUGCGCGGCCCCGGCGGCAGGGUGGGUCGAGUCCCUCACGGGCACCGUCGGCGGCACGCUCGGCGCUGCCACGGGGGCUGCGGCUGCCAGCCACGGCGCGACCAGCGGACUCGCGUGGUGGGCGUGGUGCUCCAUCGCCCUCGUGGUCGCCGCGGCGGGCGUGGGCACCGCGAGCGCACUGGGCUAUGCCCCGCAGGCCCUCCUGGUGCCUCUCGUGGGCAAGAGCCGCGGUGCGAAGAUAGGCCCGGACGAGGACGACGAGGAGGACGACGACGAGCUGGCUGCCGCGGGGGCCGCCGCGCCGGCAGCGGCCGCGGCCCCGACGCACUCGGUGCCGCUGCCGACCUACAGCACGGCCUCAUACUCGGCCCUGCCGACGGCCGCACCGCCGCUGCCGAUGGCGCAGGUGACGCCGCGAGGGUCCACCCAGGCCAGGCCGUCGGCGGUGCCGCGGGAGAGCUUCCAGGCGGGAGCGGCGCGCCCGCACGCGCCAGGGGGCCUGCUGGGCGGGCAGUCCUUCGCCGCCCAGCCGAUGAUGGGGGGCUUCGCCGGGGCCCCGAGCCCGCAGAGCUUCGCCGGGGCGCCGAGCCCGCAGAGCUUCGCCGGAGUGCCGCACCCGCAGAGCUUCGCCGGGCCGCCGCAGCAGCAGAGCUUCUCAAUGAACCACUGA